AUGUACUAGGUGCUGGAGAGAUGGAAGGGAGAGAGAUGAUGAGACAAUGGGGUGGAGAGAGGGGAGACGGCUAGGAUGAGAAGAGGAGGGAAGAGACCAUAUGGGUUUGGAGAUCACCAGGAGAGAGGAGAAGACAAGAGAAAGAACAGAGUGCAGGAGAGGCAGAGAAGGAGACAAAGAGCCCAGUCCCCCAGACACCAUGCCUCUUGGCAGACAGAGAGAAGGGAUUUACCUUCCAGGAAAAGCAUCAAGAGGUGGCAGGAGAUAUGGGGAAGCUCAGCUCAACCCAGCCACGAGAACUACAAAUCUCUAUCCUCAGAAGACCCAGACCCUGAUCAUCUAAGCUUCCCCGAAGUGACUGACAGCCUUUCAAUGGGAGGAGGCCUUCAGAACUCCAGGCCAUCUGUACCAGCUACCAGCUCAGCUUGGCUCAUACCUUCUGGCUCAAGCCAGCCCAUUCAAGCUAACCUAGGAAACACCAAUGCUUUUACAUAUCAGCCUUCAGAAACAGGACUAUGGCCAGAGGUACGUGGCACUAGUGCACAGAUACAGGUCUCCAGUUCAGCUGCUCCAUACCCCACUGUCUAUGAAUGGGGAGUGAAGGGUCAUUCCUAUGGGACUGCGGCAAUCUCUGCACACUUCCCUGUAACACUCGUAGCCCAGGAAGUCCCCAGCCCUGCUCCUUCUGCACCACCUCAGUUUAACAACACCACCAGAGUCAGCCCCAUGGGCCACCUGUACGGGCAUAUUCAGCCUCCCGCAAAUGCCUGCCUCAUGCAGCUGCAGCCCCCGACUACGUCAGUGCAGGCUCAUCAAAGCCAAGGCCGUGGCCAGCAAGUUCCUUUGCAGGACUGGAGAGGAGCCUACCUUUACAACCGUGACAUGAGGGGUCAGGAGUCAGGAGAGAUGGGCUCCAUCGUGCAAAGAGGCAGGAUCAUUAAAGUGCCAGCAAACACCCAAAGUGAAAUGGUUCUGGUCCUGAAAGCCAUCCAGCCAAUGGGCACCCGCCCAUCCUCUUCGGCCAGUUUGUACUAUCCAGUUUCAGCCCAGGCCAGGGAUUCCCAGGCCAUCGAUCCAGGGUUCAAAGAGGCGGACCCUUUGCCUGGAACGCUGCAUGAGCCCAAGACCUUCUGCCUACCACCAGGCUCAGCUCAGCAGGGAGGCGGAGUGAAAGCCAUCAGCCCAGAGAUGCUUCCUGAGGCCCUGGAUGGGUCUCAGAUGCCUCAGGGAUCACAAGGGCCACCACUGUUCCCCUUAGAAAUCCCUGAUAUUAACCAGCUAAUGGCCUGCAUUGAGUCUGUUCAGGCAACUAACUCCCUGUCACACAGUGACAGGCCCAUUGAUCCCAGGCAGGUGACAGGAAGCGAUUCCCUCCAAGAGAUGCCUCUAGGGAAACACGUUUCUCAGGAGAAUGUCGCGGGAAAGAAUAUCAUCAAACCUCCACUCGCCACUGAAUCCCAGGAUGGAGCCUCGCAUCCUGCACCUGGGAAGGGCAAAUCGCCCAGGAAAGCUUCAAAGCAGGCAGAACCCUCGACACUUCCUGCCGCUACGCCCCCAGUGGGGUCUGACAAGCCUUCUGCUGAGCGGGGACCCGAACUCGCUGAUCCCCAGAAAUUAGAAGCAAAUCGUUCUGAGAUGCCAGUAGCUACUGAACCAGCCCAGCCCUCUGAAGAGGACCAAGCAACGGGCGCUAAGAGGCUCGAAGAUGAGAAGGAGACAGCGUCAGGGGAUCAUCUCCCUGAUGAUCUGUGGGAAGGGAAUCUGGAGAACCGUCACCCUGCAAAGAACACCACUGACACCAGAACUGUAACCGCCUUAGGGGAUGGGCGAGAGAUUCCAUGCGCUGACUCGAAACAGAGGACAACUGACCUCAAGAGGCAGCCUUCGAGGAAACUGGAAGACCAGGCAGAUGUUUCUAAGCCUGAAGAGCGGCAGCACAAAAGACUAAGCAGCUCAGGGAAUGAUAAGGGGAAAAGUACGCAUCAGGGCAGGGGGAAAUUAAAACCGGAGGAUAAACAACCUGGAAGUCAAGAGGGUGGGAAAAUCUUCCAGCCAGAACGAGAGCCUUUUAAAAUGCCCCGGAGCCACCUGGGGCUACACAUGCUGGAGUCUAUCCAGGUUUUCCACCCGUUGGGAAAGAAACUGAUUCCACUGGGCCCUGCUCGAGGAGCUCCAGCUCUGCAGUCCAACAAGGCUGAAGGAAGCUCUUCCAGUGCCUGGCCAAUGCCACUGCUGGGUCUCAAAAGAGCCCCGGGGCCUCCUGAAGACCCAAAGUCAACCUGUUGUGGUAGGAGGGAUGGACAAUGGGAAGUCACUGGCAAACUCUAUCGUGCCCCAGGAAAUACAAGGCCAGUUGCUUUAGCAUCACCUAGACGCGUCGCUCUGAAGCAAGGCAGCAGCCGAGCACCUCCCACCAAGUCCUCCUUUGGGAAGGACCUGCCUCUGCCCCACGAGCGCACUCCUCUCCCUUCUCUCAGCUCCACGCCCACCUGGCGUCCCGGAGGGGGAACGCAGCCCCCUCCAACCAUCCUAAAGAACCGGCCCCUCCAGGAGCUGGAAGUGUCGCUGCCCAUCCCCCCGGAGCAGAGAGGGGAGCGGGAUGCAAUGAAGAGGCGGGCGCAGAAGGAGAGGGAGCUCGCUGCCCAGUAUACAGCCCUGGGGAAGAGACAAUUUUUUGUGGAAAGAGAGAGAGACCUGACGAUAGCAGAGGAGUUUGGCUACAUCUGA
This is a messenger RNA of Dermochelys coriacea (leatherback sea turtle), 2727 nucleotides long. It is a transcript of the gene C26H2orf78, whose product is annotated as chromosome 26 C2orf78 homolog. The transcript has 3 exons. Lineage: Eukaryota; Metazoa; Chordata; Testudines; Dermochelyidae. The record is from RefSeq and is a predicted model, not a curated record.